CCAUUCUCGAUCUUGACUCGAAAACAGAGUUGCUUUGCGAGGCAUACCCACCGAAGGUUUCAACGCGUCUUGUCCAUGCGCAAGCGUAUCUUUUAAAAAUACAUUCGGCUUUUGUCCCGCGAAUGUUGCGGACUUCGGGCGCGCUGUGUUUGUGCUCCGGUGAAGUGGAAUGAAAUAAAAAUUCAAACUCGGAACAAAGUGGUGUUAUUCGACGAAAACCAACCUUUUAUCACUACUAAUCAAUCGAGAAGAAAAUGGAACUUAAAACAGUGGCAUUUAUUUUUAUACUUCUAUAUACCGUACAUGGCAAACCAACAGAAUCUACUCAGGACUCCUACGAUUAUUUCCAGAACGACAACUACGAGGAUGAAAAUGACCAACCAGCAGAAUACGAAGAAGAAGAUAAAGAUGAUGUUAAUGAAGAAAACAACAAACCAUUAGAAAUAACCAGUUUGGGGCAGGAGUUUCUGGCAAACUUGAGUGGAACAGUAGUUCUGCCGUGUGCUAUUGUUGGAAAAAAUUACGUCCAACUUUGGACAAAGAAGAAAGUAACCGAUCAAAAUUCGGAAAAGAAGGGACCCAUCCUUUUCCAAUCUGGAAUAGCAGUCGCACCUUCCCCCAACAUGAAACUCCUCGAAGACGGUUCUCUGGAAAUAUCAAAUAUUCACCCCCAAGACGAAGGUGUUUACGAAUGUGCCGCCAUGGACACGGCUAACAACAGUCCGAAAAUCCACCACAAAGUCACAGUAACUGUUCAACCAACAAUUGAUUUUCUUAUGACCAAAGAUAACAGAACAAGRUUCAAGAGCGGAGACACUUUGGAAUUGAUUUGCAAAGCCCAUGGCCACCCCAAGCCGGCGAUUUCGUGGCACAAAGGCUCCAAGAGGUUCGAAAUCGAGGGUGAAGUUUUAACAAUCAACAAUAUCAAACACCACGAUGCUGGGACAUACAAAUGUUUGGCUGAUAAUAAAGUUGGGGAGCCGGCAUUCGGGCACAUAAAUAUCAAAAUCGAUUUCAAGCCUGUGAUAACCGUUGAGAGGAUUAGUGUUAGUUCUGAAAACAACUCUGAGACUGAAUUACAGUGCCUSGUCCACUCGGAACCCAAAGCUGCCGUUGUUUGGAUCAAAGACAACGUAAAUAUCGUCAACAGCCCCCGAAUCCAAAUAGUGUCCAAAGACCACGAAUACAACCUCGUUUUGAAAGACUUGCACGAUUCGGACUUCGGGGUUUACACGUGUUCCGCCACCAAUUAUCUCGGGAACACGAAAAAGCACAUCAAGUUGGUCAAAACUCCGGCGAUUGUUCGCAUCACCAAGUCUCGAACGGAAGCCAACGAAGUCGUAUUGACGUGGGAAGUGCAGUCGAAAUCUAAUCUCUCUGAUCACGAUUUCGUCUACAGGAAAAAAGGGGAGUCCCACUGGAAGAAGAUUUAUCCAGAAGUGGCCCCAAUGGGGGACGAACAUUAUUCCGUCAAAUACACUUUCGAGAAGAGUCUCGAUCCUGGGGAUUAUGAGACGAAAAUGAGGUCGGCAAAUGRCUAUGGCUGGUCGGAAUAUUCCGACGUUGUGGACUUCCAGAAAGUUCAUAAUAAACACGGACACCACAAAGAUCAGAAAAAAGGUCAUAAACACGGAAAAGAAAGACAAAUAACUACACCUACACCACCCACAGAACCUGCAGAACACCAAGAAAGCGAAAUUAAAAGUGGAUCUGUUAAAGACUCGUCGAAAUCAGUUACUGAGUCAUCAGCUUCUCCCGUUACUCCAACUGCGCUAAUGACUAGUAUCGCCUUAAUUACCUUUCUACAAUCACUGAGGAUAUAAUACACGAGAAGUUUGUGUAAUGGAGGAACUUAUCAGCACACUUACUGGUAGCUUAAAAAGUUAAACCAAAGUAUUUAAAGUAAUUUUAAGUAAAUUAUAAAACAGUUGAUUUAUUCUUGUAUACUUACCUUUACUUACUGUAAAUUCAGUAACUGUACAUAUAUACGUAUAUGUUAGUUUUGUACGAUUUAUUGUGUUCAUUUUAGUUGACUUGAGUGCUUUUUUGCAUCGUUAUUUUGUGAAUUUUCUUCCCUGCCUACUCGACAAUCUGAUAUUCGCAAAUCAAAAAGUUGGCAAUGACUAACUUUAAAAAUAACUUUAAGUUACCUGUACCUAAUUAGAGUUAAUACUUAGGUCAGUAUUCAAAAAAAAAACAAUUUUUGGAAAAAGUUUAAAUUUUGUAAUUUCUGAACAAACGUAGCUACAUUACAUUCCUUAUCUCCACUCACGACGAUUUUUUACUGUUUUUGUAGUAGUAAUCAUUUUGCAGGAGUUGAAAUUACGAGUUAAGCUUUUUUCAAAAUUUUCAAGAUUAUCAAAAUCAUAGCUGUCUAGUCUAUCAACUGACUUUUUGUUCAUAUUUCAUAUCAUUUUGACCAAAUUUGGCACAACUUUGCCAUACAAGCCGCCUUCGUAAUAAUUUCAAGUGUAUGGUGCAGUUGAGUUGAAUUUUUUAUACAUCUUUAGUUAAGUUUUAGGCAUAAAUAAUUAAUUGUAAAUACUGUGUGUGAUGUGAACAUGUAUUUAUAAUGACUCUUGUUCUAUUUUUUAUUAUAUUUUUCUAAAAACCAUAAUGCCUAAAGUUCCCUGAACAUUUAACAAUUUUUUUUUUGUAUUUGUCGUUGUUUUACUUUGCAAAGUGUAUAUGGGGAACUAGUAAAUGCCUUACAAUUAGAGCAAAGUGUUUAUAUAAACUAAAAAAUUGUUGCUUUUUAUUUCGAUUGUUGCAAGGGGUUCAUAAAUAGAUCAGUUGCAAGGUGAACUAAAUGAAAAUUCAAUCUGUUUCAGCAAGCAUAUCACGAGUUUUUGGAAAUUUUACAGCAACUGGAACGGACUGGUCUAUUUCCUCUUUGUAAUGUUAAUGUAAAUGAAUGUAUAGAUUAAAAAUUGACCAAAA
Molecule: messenger RNA, 2940 nt
Organism: Tribolium madens (black flour beetle)
Lineage: Eukaryota; Metazoa; Arthropoda; Insecta; Coleoptera; Tenebrionidae
Product: lachesin-like
Exons: 9
Coding region: 255-1823 (522 amino acids)
Biological process (GO): synapse organization; homophilic cell-cell adhesion
Cellular component (GO): axon; neuronal cell body; plasma membrane
Molecular function (GO): protein binding; axon guidance receptor activity
Source: RefSeq, a predicted model, not a curated record